AAGAACGCACCUAUAUUCUUCUUGGAAAAGAGGGGACACAUAUUUUUGCAUUUUAAUUUGAGUUGGCACAAUAAUUUGUGGAAAACGAAGAGGUGUGGACAUGGCGGACGAUUCGACUAGCAAUACCAACCAGUCAUCGGCCGAAGCUGUGGCGAACAACGACGAUCUCUUGAAUCAAAUCCUAGUGGGUCUGCCGAUAAGAUCACUCCUUCGAUUCAAAUCAGUCUCCAAACACUGGCUAUCUUUCAUCACUCACCCCCACUUUGUUCGCCGCAGAACUCUCAACUUCGAACCUUCCGGCCUCUUCGUGGAAUGCUAUUCGAAGCCACUUCUCAUUCCAGGGUUCGAUUUCAUACCUUUCAACAAUCUCAACCCCACAAAACCCCCCCUCACAACCCACCCCAAAUUCAUCGGAGACCCUUUUGGUAUUCGAAAUUUUCAGUCUUGCAACGGUUUGUUGUUGGGUGAUGGUCGGCAUUUAUACAUCUACAAUCCCACUACCAAUCAAUUCACCACUACUCCUGAACCACCUACUCACCGAGCUCGCACAACUGUCAACUGGUUUAACUUCGUUUGUUAUUCUAGUUUAGCUUUUGAUCCAUCGAAAUCGCCUCACUACAAAGUUGUUUCUGUUUAUUCUUCUAAAACAUUGUCUGAACACUAUGAUGUUGAGAUCUUCUCCUCCGAAACUGGCCUCUGGACUCCCUCAUCGACCAACCCGUUACGUGCCGAUAAUGUUAAUUUCAAGAAUGGGGUAUUUUGGAAUGGUGCUCUUCAUUGGAUUGGCUUUUGGGAUGCCGAUUCCUUGUACUUCAACAUUGAGGAAGAUCGUUUUAGAACACUGCCGACGCCUCCUACCCCAGAAGGUCGGAAUGAGAGGGGGCGGAGGAAUUUUAGGGAGUCCCGUGGCCAUUUGCAGCUGAUUGAUAUUUAUGGUUCUCAAACUAAACAAUUCAAUGUGUAUGAGAUGGAGAGUGACUACUCUGCAUGGUUUGUGAAGUACCGUGUUGAUCUUGAUGCCAUUCCAAAUGCAUUUCCCGAAAUGGUUUGUAACUCACUUGGUUGUUAUGAAUUUUUCGUACUUAGUCUUGUUCGGAGAGAGAAUGAUGACGAGUCAUUUCUAGUGCUGCACAUACCAGGUAAGAUCCUGCGAUAUAAUUUUCAGGACAAUAGUUUUAGUACGGUAUUAGAUUUUCCUCCAAGCCACCAAAAGUUUAGAGUUGGUGGACUGUGUGAUGCAUUCGAAUACAUUGAGUCUCUGGCUUAUGUUUGAAAAUGUUUCCUACUCAAAAUCGUUGGGAUUCACCUGUUUUUUGACUAUCUAUCGAUCUAUGUUUUUUUUGUUUUUUUAAGUCGUGAAACUGUAAGCAUGUGUGUUAAAUGUUACUUGAUUAUAAGAAUAAUGCACCAGUUGCAUCCUUUUGCAA
Camellia sinensis is the source of this 1427-nucleotide messenger RNA. Lineage: Eukaryota; Viridiplantae; Streptophyta; Magnoliopsida; Ericales; Theaceae. The record is from RefSeq and is a predicted model, not a curated record.